Dovyalis caffra is the source of this 1212-nucleotide messenger RNA. The record is from the annotation of a GenBank genome assembly. NCBI's taxonomy places the organism in Eukaryota, Viridiplantae, Streptophyta, Magnoliopsida, Malpighiales, Salicaceae.
AUGUGGCAACUCCUAUUAACCGCAGCAGUGGCAGGAUCCACUGGUUUUAUAGCCAAAAACAUCUUUACCAAUUAUCAUUCACAAACUGAAAAAUGCGAGGAAGAGGAAAACCUACAAGAAUCCGCUGCAUUUGACUCUCCGCUGGUGACAAAAGAGUGUCACGGAGAUGAGAGUAAUUGUGAUCAGGAAGGGAUUUUUAGGUUUUCGAGUUCUGGUGGUGGUUCCAGAGGAAAGAAGAAGAAAAGUACGAAUUGGAAGGAGAAAUCCGGGGUUGCGUGUCGUAGGUUGAAGUUUGGGACUAAGAAUGUUAAGGGAUCUGGUGGUUUGGAAGUGAUUAGAGGAGGUAAGUUGUGUGCUUGCUUGAAGAAGAGAAGGACUGGUAAAUUCGUGACUGCCAAAUGUGGAUCUUGUUCUUCUAAAGAGAGCUCUUUGUUUGGUUGGGGACUUGGUGUUGGAAUCAUGUACGUGAUGUCUGCUGGGAAAGCUGAGAUAUUUAAGCUGAGCACUGCCAUGGAUGAGACUUCAAAAGUAGUUCAGGAAUUAAGAACUGAACUUAAUAAAAGAAAAUCAACACAAGUUGCUACAAGCUCAAAAAAUAGUGGUACCGAGCAAAUGCAACUAAUGGUUAAUAGAACAAUCAUGGGGUGUAGAGACCCCAAUGAUAUGAAAAUUUGUGGGCUUCCCAUGGUCGAUGAUGUUGAAUACCCGAGUAGUGUUCUUACUGAAGAGCCAGAGCCAGUGUCAGCGGUGCUUGAAAUGGAUCAACUGGAAGCAGAGCUUGAGUCUGAACUGCAAAAACUUCCCUGGUCCAGCACCGAAACUUCUGGCCAUGAAGUAACUAGGCUAAAUUUUGGCAAGGCCGAGGUUUCAUCUGAAGGAUUUUGUGAACCGGAGGGGCAGAAUGCUGUUUCUUACAAAUGCCACGAGGUUUUGCCAUCUGAAUUGGAUAAUAAACUUUGCCAUUUGCUUAUUGAACAACAAGAAAACCAAAUCACGGGGCUGGAAUCCGAACUACAUUCGGCACAAUCCCAACUUCAUGAGAAGGAAGCUGAACUUCGUGCACUGAAGGACUGUCAUUGUUUCUCAGAUGAUGAUGAAGUUGAGGUGCAAUAUGAGCUAGAAUGCAACGCUGAAUGGGAUAAAAAUAGACAGGUGAUAUCGGAGUCAAGAAAAUCAGUGGUUGGGAUGAAAAGACCUAAUCACUCUGCGUAG